AUGGAUCGAAAAGCGGAGUUGGAACUGAAGAAGGCUAGUCUGCAGACCCUUCGUGAGGAAAAAGAAAGGAGGCGAAAGGAAAGAGAACAAAAUCUGGAUCUGCUUGAAACAUCCGGAAAGAUAGCCAACGUGAAAUUAGGCACGAGCCAUGAUUUGGAUAUGACGCUCUCUUCGCUAACUGAACCACUUGUGUCUGAAGUAUCACUUCUUUCAUCCGUUAGCAUGACCAACUCUGAUAAUUUCAUUAAGAGCACGCCAAGUGGAAAUGUUCAAUCCAGCAUUGAAAAACUCAACUAUCGCCAGAAACCCGUCAACCUUAGCCUGGUAUCCGUUGACAAUAUUAAUAUUUCUCCCAAGAAAACUAUUGUAUACUCGAAACACACUCAAUCCACUAAGAAGGAAAUGAUUAUGCUUUCGAAGGACUUUCAACAGUUUAUGGCGAACGCGAGCAAGGUCAUUGAAAAGGCCCUUUCUGAAACGAAAGACAUUCACAGGGGCUAUAUUGGAGGGACAGAGGCGAAUGGUACCAUUGAAGAAAAAUCACACGCCCGCCUGUUAUUGAAUCGAAUGUUGUACUGCGACCAUUGGUCAAAGGACCGCUGUGUAACGUCUAUCGAUUGGUCUAUGCACUAUCCAGAGCUCAUGGUAGCAUCGUAUUACAGCAACGAGUUUACGAGGUUACGUGGGUAUGAUCCGGAAGGUGUCGUAGCCAUGUGGAACGCCAAGUCAAAGAAGCAAACGCCCGAACAAGUGUUUCACUGUCAGAGCGGCGUCAUGUCCACAAGCUUCGUUAAGUUUAAUGCGAAUUUAAUCCUCGGUGGUACCUACUCCGGUCAGAUUGUACUCUGGGACAGCCGGGAGCAGAGGCGCACGCCCAUCCAUUGCAUACAAUUCAACGUCAAUGGGCACAUACUACCAGUCGUCUGCGUCUCGUUAGUUGGCACGCAGCACUCCCAUAACGUUAUUUCGAUCAGCUCAGACGGUAAACUAUGCAAGUGGAGCCUGGAUAUGCUUUCAAAGCCGCAGGACGUGCUAGAAUUCAAGAAACAACCUUCCCAGACCAUCUCCGUCACCUGUUCUGCAGUCAUGCACUCGCAGGUGAAGAACAUCGUGCUUGGAAGUGUGGAUGGGUGCGUGUACUCUGCCAAUCAACAUGACAACCGGGGUGCCAUAAUCGAGACGUACAGGGAACAUCUCGGCCCGAUCACAGCUGUCUCGGCGCACCAAUCAGAAUCGAACUUUGACCACCUGUUCCUAACCUCAUCGGUCGACUCGACGGUCAAGCUGUGGAGUUUGCAGGAUAAUAAACCGCUGUACACUUUCGAAGAUAACUCUGACUACGUGGCCUGCUCACCCAUCAACCCGGCACUAUUCGCCAGCGUGGAUGGUAAUGGGCGUCUGAACGUGUGGAAUCUCAAUCAAAACACAGAUGUCCCGGUAGAGUCGGUUGUAGUAGACGAGCAGCCGGCACUUAACCGCGUCUUCUGGACACCAUACGGCAGACAUGUCAUGGUUGGUGCCGAAACUGGUCAUAUCUACAUGUACGACCUAGCAGACAGAGUCGCCAACCCGCGCAUCGAUGAAUGGAACAAGCUUGACGCUGUGCUGUAUGAUUUAAGAAUGUAA
Anopheles coustani is the source of this 1626-nucleotide messenger RNA. Its product is annotated as cytoplasmic dynein 1 intermediate chain-like. The transcript has 2 exons. The record is from RefSeq and is a predicted model, not a curated record. Gene Ontology annotation, biological process: transport along microtubule. Gene Ontology annotation, molecular function: dynein heavy chain binding; dynein light chain binding. Lineage: Eukaryota; Metazoa; Arthropoda; Insecta; Diptera; Culicidae. Gene Ontology annotation, cellular component: cytoplasmic dynein complex. The coding region runs from base 1 to 1626 and encodes 541 amino acids.